Messenger RNA from Clarias gariepinus (North African catfish), 3848 nucleotides. It is a transcript of the gene elavl2, whose product is annotated as ELAV like neuron-specific RNA binding protein 2. Gene Ontology annotation, cellular component: ribonucleoprotein complex. Lineage: Eukaryota; Metazoa; Chordata; Actinopteri; Siluriformes; Clariidae. The transcript is spliced from 8 exons. Gene Ontology annotation, molecular function: RNA binding. Bases 438 to 1601 code for a protein of 387 amino acids. The record is from RefSeq and is a predicted model, not a curated record.
GCGAUGUGGCGUGUCGGUGCGGAGCAGCAGCACGCAGCUUGCUUUCUUUAACUCCUCCAUCCUUCCAUCCAUCUCUUCAUCCUUCUUUUCUUAUUUUCCUUUUUUCCUUUUUUUGCGUUUCCCCCCUUUCCCCUGCUUGUGUCCCUUUAUUUUGUGUUCAAUAAACACUUCAUUUGAAUCAUUUUUUGAGCCUUGGUUCUUAAUUUGAAUUCUUAACAAUAUUCCUUGUUUAUUUAUUUGUUUGUUGUUUAUUUAUUUCAUGCUGCCGAGUUGCAGAUAAAGAGAACGCGGAUUGGUGCUCGUGCUCUGUGUGGCUUUAUAUUACUAUUAUUAUCAUUAUUAUUACUAUCAUUAUUAUUAUUAAUACUGGCUUUGAAUUUCUCUCUGGACCUCGCCUAACUUUGCCUUUAUUCACACGACGGCAUCUCCGAACUAACAUGGCAGUGAGACUGUGCGAUGUGGCUUCUCUGCUUAGAAGUGGCUCGUGGGCGGCCGAGCCUUGGACCGGGCAGGUAAUCGCUGCCAUGGAAACACAGCUGUCGAACGGUCCGACGUGCAGCAACACGAGCAACGGUCCGAACCAGAUGAACAGCUGCUCUUCGCCGGUGGAGUCGGGCGGCAUGGAGGACAGCAAGACCAACCUGAUCGUCAACUACCUGCCCCAGAACAUGACCCAGGAGGAGCUCAAGAGCCUCUUCGGCAGCAUCGGGGAGAUCGAGUCCUGCAAACUAGUACGAGACAAAAUCACAGGCCAGAGUCUUGGAUACGGCUUUGUCAACUACGUGGAUCCCAAGGACGCAGAAAAAGCGAUCAACACCCUGAACGGACUGCGACUGCAAACCAAAACCAUUAAGGUGUCCUACGCCCGUCCGAGUUCGGCGUCCAUCAGGGAUGCUAACCUGUACGUGAGCGGGUUGCCCAAGACCAUGACGCAAAAGGAGCUGGAGCAGCUUUUCUCCCAGUACGGACGCAUCAUCACCUCCCGAAUCCUCGUCGACCAGGUGACAGGCGUGUCUCGAGGUGUGGGUUUUAUCCGCUUCGAUCGGCGCGUGGAGGCUGAGGAGGCCAUUAAGGGGCUGAACGGGCAGAAGCCUCCCGGAGCCACCGAGCCCAUCACGGUGAAGUUCGCCAACAACCCGAGUCAGAAAACCAGCCAGGCUCUGCUCUCGCAGCUCUACCAGUCUCCGAACAGGAGAUAUCCGGGACCGCUCGCCCAGCAGGCUCAGAGAUUCAGGCUGGACAACCUGCUGAACAUGGCCUAUGGAGUAAAGAGUAGGUUUUCACCCAUGGCCAUCGACGGUGUCACCAGCCUGGGCAUCAACAUCCCCGGCCACGCGGGCACAGGCUGGUGCAUCUUCGUCUACAACCUGGCUCCGGACGCAGACGAGAGCAUCCUGUGGCAGAUGUUCGGGCCGUUCGGCGCGGUGACAAACGUUAAGGUGAUCCGCGACUUCAACACGAACAAGUGCAAAGGCUUCGGCUUCGUCACUAUGACCAACUACGACGAGGCAGCCAUGGCCAUCGCCAGCCUGAACGGCUAUCGCCUCGGAGACCGCGUGCUGCAGGUUUCUUUCAAAACUAGCAAAACGCACAAAGCUUAACGCUAAGCGUUUAAAGAUUCUUUAACGAUUAAGAAAAAAAAAGAAACGUAUUUAAAACUUUCUCAGACAUGUUUGCAAAUCAGUGUUAUAAAGGAAAAACCUGUGUUUUUUUUUCUUUCUUUUUUUUCUUUUUUGUGCAAAUUCUCUAGUCUUUAAAAAAGAAAAAGAUUAAUAGCAUGUGUUCAGUGGCGAUGGUGCCCGUGUUAAUUUUUACAUUUUCAUAAUUUUCUCUUCGUUCUUUAGUUUUUCUAAUUAUUCUGUUUUUUUGAGACAUUUUCAGUGUGUUUACUAUUGAAGAGAAAAAAAAUUCUUCCACGUUUAGUUUCUCAUCGAGUUUAUUGACUGCGUAAAUGUUACUGUUUAAAUUGAAAACAACGAACACAUUAAAAAAUAAAUAAAUAAUAAAAAAUAAAGACAAAGACAAAAAAAAUUCUUAAAGCGGUACCUUGCCAAAGAGCUACGAACCUCUUUGAUGUGGGUUUAAAACACAAAAGUGUCUAUUUUUAUAAAAAAAGAAAAUUUGGAGAAACUUUUUACUGGACAUGGAGCAAACUAUUUUGACUUUGAGAAACCUAUCUUCAUACGACACCCUGUGAGAUUUUCACACUUUACCAGACAGUUUGCAGAGUUAAGAAAUUUCUGGAGCGGUUUAUCGAUGACUGAUUGUCUUUUUCGAGGUCUUUGCGUUCCACAGCUUGCGUUCUGGAUUCGAUAUUUUUGAGACGCAGGCUGCCCUAAAAGAAGAAGAAAAAAAAAAAGAAACGCGCGUAAAGGGAUUUUAUUACACGCGGCCGCGCACGUGUGCAUGCGGGGUGACAGAGGGAACCUGUAGGCGCGUGAAAAGAUUUUUGGGUGAAUCGGUUCUUCCUCGCUCGACGGGUUCCUUCUUUAAUAAUAUAAAAAAAACGAAAGGGGGGGGGGUUAUCCUCAGUGCUGUAUUUAAUAUCUUGUUAAACACUUUUGUCUUUCUAAACACUGACAAAGGUUUUAGCUGCUCUGAAUGAAGGAGAAAACGGGCUGACGAUGCCUGAGAACAGGAAAAAAAAAAACACGACUGAGAAUGAAGUGUUCGAAGGGAGAAGAUCUCCUGAGUUAAUACCUUAAAUGUAAAUAAGUACUUUAUGUUGAGUUGAGUAAUAUAUGUAUUCUGUUUUUUUCCCCCAAAAUAAGUAUUUUUCUUUAAGAUAUGUAUGGUAAUUAUUUUCUUUCUUAGCUGAUUUGUUUUGCCUCUGAGAGUUGUUUAGUUAAGACACUUUGUUUGAUGCAUUAUUACAGUAUCAGAUUUGUUGGUGGUUUUUGUCUGUAGAUUGUCUGCCUUCUGCCAAAUUCUAGGCAAUAGAUUUAGUUUAUUUCCUUUUUUUCUUUUCCUUUAAUCUAUAUAUUAAGCAUUAAAUAUAUUUGUGGUUAAACUGAGCCACAGUUUUGAACAAAUAUUUCUUUAGUUUUUUUGUAUCCAUGUUACACUUGAUGCAUAAUCUAACCCGUUUUAAAAACGAGAGUGUAUAUUGCUUAAUCUUCAUGGAUUAAGCAAUAUACACUUUUGGCGAGGCUUUUCCUCGACCGUAGCAAACACAAUGGCAUGUUUUAUUAUCCACUUAAUGAAGGAAAGAGCCUUUAACCAGUGCAGUUUAGGCUCCCCGGAUGUGUGGCAGUGUGCUAUGCAUUACAUUUUCUUCUCCUUCUUUCUCUUUUUGGUUGUUUAUUAUUAUUAUUAUGAUGUUAUUGUUAUUGUUUGUUAUAUUUGCAUUGAUGAACUGUGGCUUUCUGCUGCUCAGGGACAGGGAGAGCUUUUCAUGCCACAUAGGGGUUUAUUUUUCCAUUUUCUUUUUUUUUCCCCCUCCUUUAAAAGUCAGCCAGUGAGGCAAAGAGCAGGCUCAGAAAGGCAGAGGCCAUUCAGCUGCGAGUCUUUAAAUAUGGCUAAAGUCUGAGCCUGAGUCCCACCUGUGGUGUGAAAAGCCUCAGUGUCCCGUCUGUAGUCUCAGUUCUGUAGUGUGCAUUAUCUAUUUAUUUCGAGUUGUACAGUAUAACUUUAUUCACAGCUGAGUUUUGAAUUUUUGGGGUAUAUAUAUAUUUUAUUUUUCGUUUUUUUUUUUUUUUUUUUUCAGUAUUUAAAGCGAACAGUAUUACUAGAAGAUGUACAUGUUCUUUUUCUUUCUUUUUCUUUUGUGUUUGGAAUACUUUGUAUUUUUUCAUGUUCGGUACAUCAAUAAAUAAAUUGAAGGGAGCUGCGAGUUGCUCUUCACUGUG